This is a messenger RNA of Osmia bicornis bicornis, 1895 nucleotides long. RefSeq names its product rRNA N6-adenosine-methyltransferase ZCCHC4. Gene Ontology annotation, molecular function: nucleic acid binding; rRNA (adenine-N6-)-methyltransferase activity; zinc ion binding. NCBI's taxonomy places the organism in Eukaryota, Metazoa, Arthropoda, Insecta, Hymenoptera, Megachilidae. Gene Ontology annotation, cellular component: nucleolus; cytoplasm. The record is from RefSeq and is a predicted model, not a curated record. Bases 226 to 1863 code for a protein of 545 amino acids. The transcript has 4 exons. Gene Ontology annotation, biological process: rRNA methylation.
GUAUCGUGAGAACUUUCGAACAACUUCACAUCGAUAGAACAAGCACGCGGUAUAUUUUGUACCCGUAAAUGUUUUAAGCAUGAUUUGUGAGGUGGUUAUUUUCACAAAUGAAUAUCCAAUUAAAUGGAAAAUAACAAACUUCAAUAACGAUGUUUAAUCCUUUAUAGAUAACUAAUAUUGAUGUAAUUAAUUAGUCAAUAAUUUUCUUUUUAUUUACUAUCAAACAUGGAGUGUAUUUGGUCUGACCCUAGUAAACAUCCUCAAUGUCCACAUGGACCAACUUUGUUAUUUGGUAAAUACGAGAGUAAUGAAUUGAAGAAAUUUUAUAUAUGCUCGGCAUGUCGCGAUAGAAAAACAUGCACAUUUUAUUUAAAAGAAGGAGACGAAUUAUCAAAAGAUGAGAGAAUCAAAUGGGAACAAAAAAGAAAAGAAUACGUUUCUCGAUAUAAUCAUAGAUCGUUAUACAUACGUUUUAACGAAGUAAUUUCUGUACCACAAGAACAAAGGUGUUAUUGUUAUACCUGUGAGCUAUUAAUAUGCAAAAAUGAAGAAAAUAAACAUAAAGAUCAUGAAAUAAAGGAGGGUCUUACAGAUUAUCAGCUGAAGCAUCCAACAGAAAUUUUAAAACCUUUAACAGACUCUAGACAAGAAGCUCAAUAUUUUUUUACAAAGAAAUCAACAGAAGAUAUAGUUAAUAUUCUUUUAAAACUUGGUGCCAAGCAAGUUCUUUGCAUUUGUGCACCAAAAAUUCAUGAAUAUAUUUCAGAGAAAUACGAAAAUACAAUGUCCUCCCUUUUAUUAGAUUUUGAUGGAAGAUUUCACAAUUUCUUUGGACCAUUAAAUUAUUGUUGGUAUAAUUUAUUGAACAAUCAUUUCUUUAAUAAAGGUGCUACUUAUGUUUUCAAAGACUUUGUUAUGCAAAAUAAAGGAAGGGAUACAUAUGUAGUCUGUGAUCCCCCAUUUGGUAGCAGGGUAGAACCAAUAUCAUGGACUCUGAACAAAAUUUCUGACCUUCAUAAGAAAUGGAAUGAUAUAGAAGAUGAAAAGGAUUACUUAAAAACUAUGUUCAUAUUUCCAUACUUUAUGGAAUCCAUACUGAAACAAAAGAGUAAUCCAGUUGAUAUAUCUGGAGGCUUGAAGGAGUUGAAAAUGACAGAUUAUAAAGUAGCUUAUGAGAAUCAUGCAUUAUUUGUAACAAAUUCUAAGACCACUAAGAAAUUAUCACCUAUUAGGUUGUUUACAAAUGUGCCACUACAUUUAAUAGAACUUCCCGAAUCAGAUGGCUACAAAUAUUGCAAGAGGUGUCAAAAAUGGGUUUCCCAAGAAAACAAACAUUGUAAGAAAUGUAAAGAAUGUACCUCCAAAAAUGGAUUAACAUAUAAACAUUGUAACGAAUGUAACCGGUGUGUGAAACCUUCUUGGAAACAUUGCAAAACUUGUGAGAGAUGUUUGGUGGAGAAACAUGUAUGUGGUCAGAAACCAAAAGUUACAGGAAAAUGUUUUAAGUGUAACAAACUUGGACAUGUUGCAAAAGAUUGCAAUACUCAUGAAGAGGAUUUUUUAAGUAAAAUAAAAACUAAAAAUGUUAAAAAACGUAAGGCUAGCAGUGAAAAAGAUGCAGUGAAUAACAUAAAGAAGAAAAAGUUUAAUACUGCACAUAAACCUGAUGAAGAAGAAAAAGAAACACCUGUAACAACAUCAAACAGUCAAGUAAAGAAGUUGAAAGGAAAAUUAAAGAAGAUGACACCACAGCCUAAAGUAAAAACUUUAAAGAAAUCUAAACUUUUAACAUUAAAGAAGAAAAAGAAGUUAAAUACCCAAUCAAAUGGGAUUGUAAAGAAAAAUAUAAAGAAACAAUCAUAACUUAGUAAUUGAAAAUAAACAUUAUUGUAAAA